Molecule: messenger RNA, 1686 nt
Organism: Sycon ciliatum
Lineage: Eukaryota; Metazoa; Porifera; Calcarea; Leucosolenida; Sycettidae
Product: netrin-1-like
Exons: 2
Coding region: 349-1686 (445 amino acids)
Biological process (GO): animal organ morphogenesis; tissue development
Source: RefSeq, a predicted model, not a curated record
ACGUGUGUGUGUGUGCGAAGGAGACCCGGGCCAGAGUUGAGCAACUAUUGAGGUUUGUCCACAAUCAUAAUCAUGACUAACAGCAACAGUGACACCAAUGCAAUCUUUCAUCACAAACGGCAGGUGGCGUGCGAUCAUUCGGAUUUCAAAAGUCACUCCAGCCAACCGUGUCAAUCCUUGCGAUCGGAGCCUGAGGAAGGUUUGCUAUCUCCUCUAUAAUCAUUCGCUCGCAGUUCAGCUCUCAGAUCCCAAUGGAAAGCGUGGAGUGCGUGUUUGGGCUAUAUCGUAGGCAGUUUAUCCUGUCAAACAAAUUCCAACUAGCUGAAGGAGUAGUGUGGGGAACUGGCCAUGGCUAGGAAUCUAGGAUCAUGCACGUGGUGUCUGCUGCAGUGUAUCGUUGGUGCAUGUGCAGUGGUUACAAGCGACUUGGAAGCGAUAAAACUUCUCAACGACUUGUCCGCAUCAUGCGUGGAGGACAGUGGCGGUCCAAUGCCCUGUACGCCAUUUCCUCCUCUGGACUUGGGCAGAGCUCCACUGACGGACGUGCGUAGCAGCAGCACGUGCAGCAAUGAGGUCUACUGCAUUCAGGGGCAGGACGGUGCGGAAUGCAGAAACUGUUCUCGACUGUUUUCCAUCGGCAAUCUCAAAGAUGGACAAACCUCAGAUGUGUCGCGAUGGCAGUCCUCCAAUCUGCAGUCAUCCAAUGAACGUGUCCAGCUGCAGAUGGACUUCAAUCUCCCCUCCCUGAUCCUGUUUCAAGUGCAAAUGGACUUACCGAACUUUCAGUCACAGCCACUCACAGGGCUGGAGGUUGACAGGUCGCACGACUACGGUCUGACAUGGGAAAGGCUGGCUAACUUUCGACGUAACUGUCCAUCGACUCCGAGCCUAUCAUCCUGCACGAAUUUCACGCAGACAUCAACCUUGCAGGAGAUUCCAAUGCUAGAGUUCGUAGGCAUAAGAGAUGUGGCCACAGCGUUCACCAAUGAAACUAACAUGGAAGAGUUUCUGGCUCGGACACCUUUCACAACUAGCAUCCGAUUAACUUUCCUGGGAAUCGAAGAGCCUGCAAGCACCGACAUCUCCUUGUUCUACGCACUCGCUGAGCUGCAAGUCAUUGGGUUACCCUUCUGCAAUGGUCAUGGCCGAAUGUUUGACCCUGGCAACGCCACACAACCAUGUACGUGUGCGCACGGAGCAGCGGGCAGGACAUGCAACACAUGCAACGGUCAACCACUACCGCCAUCCUCCGUUGCUAGUACCAGCUCAUGCGAUACGCCUACUGCCAGUACUGCCACAACUCCACUAGCAUCAGUGUCAACAUUGCCGCCCACCACCGAUGCAGUACAGACUAUACCCAGCACACGUACUACACAUGUCACUUCACCAAGACGAGCAGUGACCCCAAGCAGGAUAACGUCAGUUCCAGGAGUGUUGACAUCGCCACAGGCACAGGGCGGUGAUAAUCAGUCUACUCUACUUACUACUGCGACACAGGCACCGACUGCAACCACAACCAGUGACGUUUUUAAUGGAACAGUAAGCGAUGCACUGGCUACAGCCUCAACCAGGAAUGCUACCAAUAAUGCGAAUAGCACUGAGCAACCUCAGACCUCUGCCAUCCCAGCAAGCCAAGACAGCAGUGGUGAGUCUCAAAGACUGCGACUUUGUAUACAGAUGUGGUGA